AUGGCUGACGACGCAGAACCCACAUACGACAUCUGUAUCAGCGGUGCUGAAGAUGAGCCCAAGUCACAGGAUGACCUCAACGCAAUGAUGGCGCUGUCCUUCCAGAUGAACCCGCGCAAUGAAGCAGUCGGAUUCGCGAUGGCCGAUGGCGUCGAUGAGAAGCAGCCACGUCUUGCCAUGCGCCUCGGCAAGUUCUGGCCCGCAGGCAAGGAGAUCAAGAUUGCCUUCCAUUCGGGGACUGAUUGGCAGAAGAGCUUUGUGGAAAAGUACGCCUCUGAAUGGACGCAGUAUGCCAAUCUCAAGUUCAAAUGGGUGGGCAACUACAACAGGGCCACCGGGGCCGACAUCCUCAUUGACUUCAAGGUCGGUGAUGGCUCGUGGUCCAUGGUAGGAGUUGAUUCUCUGCUCAGAACCCGGAAAGGCAACCCGUCGAUGAACUUUGGCUGGGUCGAUGAGGGCGGCAAUCACGUCUACAUGAGUGGGACGGUGCUGCAUGAGUUUGGCCACGCUCUCGGCGCCCACCACGAGCAUAGCAGCCCCCAGAGCGAGAUCCAAUGGGAUAAAGAGGCGGUGUAUGCCGCGUAUGGGGGACCUCCAAACAACUGGGACAAGGGCAAGAUCGACCACAAUGUCAUGAGGGUUUGGGGGAUGGAUCAGGUCCAAUCUACGCGCUUCGACCCGGACUCGAUCAUGCUGUACAGCUUUCCGGCCAGGUAUACGCUGAACAACAAGGGCACCAAGAGCAACCGGGUGCUGUCCGAGAGCGACAAGCAGUAUAUGCGCUUCUGCUAUCCGGGCCAUGCUACCGAUGCGGGUCACUUCAACACGAUGGAGAUCGCGAUGCCUUCGGGUAAGCCGCGUCAGGACUACAAGACCGAGAAAUACUAUCAUGAAAAGUACGCCUCGCCGCCACCGCUCAUCCUGGGCCUGAACCAUCUCGAUAUGAGUGGCCAGCACAACGCCCGUGUUCAACUGGCGGCACUGGAUCAAGGAAAGGAAAAGUUCUCCGCCCGUAUCCGAACCUGGGGUGAUAGCGUGCUCAACUCCGCCGGCAUGACCUGGUUGGAAGCCGGGCCCAAGUUCGACUUCCUGCAGCAAGGAACCGUCGAGCUGAAGGACAUGUCCAGAUGGCCAAUUAACAAAGGGAGCAGUUGGAAAUGGAUAUGGUUCCCCCGGCGGUUCAAGACGACGCCCAAGGUUGUGCCUUUUAUCCAAUCUUUCGACCUCGACCAAAAAACAGGCUGGCGGUUCAAAGUCUAUGCUUCCCGAAUCAGGACUAAUGGCUGUUACAUCUACGUCCAGUCCUGGGACAACACCAAAAUCGCCGACGCCAAGGUCUCCUGGCUGGCCUAUCCAGCCGAUCAGCCUGGAAUCACCAGUGGACGUUUCUCAACCAACGAUGUUCGAUCAUACAAACAUCCCCAGGCGGAUAACUCCGGAACUGUCAAGUUUGACAAGCCAUUCGCGAAAUUGCCCAAGCUUCUUGUGGCAUUGGAUGAGAUAGAUUACAGCCCCCAGAAGGAUCUGCGUGUUCGCGUUGGUAAUUCCAUGGUGACUGAGCGUUCGUUCGACUGGAAUUUACAGUCGUGGGGUGAUUCGAUCAUGAAUUGCGCCGGGGCGUCGUAUUUGGCCUGGGGCGAGCCUGCUGAUAGCAAAUCCGAGGGUUUGGUUAUUUUGGAGUAGAAAUUAUAUAAUAGCCUCUAGCAGUGGUGGUGAAUUGGGGCGAUUUAAGCAAUAUCAAUCAAUCCACUAUAUACAGACGUC
Messenger RNA from Aspergillus wentii DTO 134E9, 1764 nucleotides. RefSeq lists its product as uncharacterized. The transcript has a single exon. NCBI's taxonomy places the organism in Eukaryota, Fungi, Ascomycota, Eurotiomycetes, Eurotiales, Aspergillaceae. The record is from RefSeq and is a predicted model, not a curated record. The coding region runs from base 1 to 1683 and encodes 560 amino acids. Gene Ontology annotation, biological process: cell-cell adhesion; proteolysis. Gene Ontology annotation, molecular function: zinc ion binding; N-acetylgalactosamine binding; oligosaccharide binding. Gene Ontology annotation, cellular component: phagocytic vesicle; cell surface; protein complex involved in cell adhesion.